AUGGGUUAUCUACACGAGGACACUUUCUGUGGCACAGUUUUGGAAGGAGGUGAUACUUAUUUUGUUCAACCAGUUCCAUUUUUAAAGCCAACAGCUAAGUUUUCUAAUAAGGUUGUAAUUUAUAAAACUGAAAACUUAAACCUGUCACUUGCAAAUCAAACUUUUGUAUCAUCUUGGCACUUUUUAUCCCGAAUAUCAAAUGUGACAAUAAACUCUACUGUCGAACGUGAAGGCAUUAAUUUUAAAAACAAGACGGCAGAUUUGUUUUGUGAAAUUGAAAUAGUUGCUGAUCAUACUCUGUAUCAGUUCUUUGAAGAAGAUUCAGAUAAGUUAUCAGCUUAUAUGUACCUCCAUGCAAAGCAUGCUGACAAAAUAUUUAGAAAAACUGAUUUCAAUAUGGAUGGAAAGCCGGAUGGAAUAAGAAUUUCGGUAGCAAGAAUAGAUAUCUACAAAGCUGCUAAUGAGUUGAAUUAUCCAAUGACUUCAGCAGAAACACUCAGUGAUUACUUGACAAAAUUUGUAACGAGAGAACAAGAACCUGAGUUUUGUCUUUCAAUAAGUAUGUCUUAUAGGUCUUUCAGAGGCUCGGCUAUAGGUGAAGCUUUCAGACCAGAUGCAACCUAUCCAAAUAUUGCAGGUGGAAUAUGCGAACAGACUCUUAUAGAUCAGCAUGAAAAUGUAAUGAAUUUCAAUGUUGCUGCUAUAAAUCUACGACUUGAAGACAAACCUUUAUUACCAUUGGCAAUUACACUCUUAGCUUUUACCCACGAAAUUGGUCAUGGCUUUGGGAGUGACCAUGAUGACCCAACAUAUAAGCCAUGCUCUCCUGAAGCACCUGUUGGUAAAUAUUUGAUGCAUCCAAAAGCAAUUCCAGCAAAUGAACAACGACCAGAAUUUUCGCCAUGCAGUCGGAUAGCCAUGCGUGGGGUUCUUAGCAAGAAAGGUGACUGUUUGAAACCAAAAGAUCCUAAAUGUGGCAAUGGAAUUAAAGAAGGCUUCGAAGAAUGUGAUUGUGGUUGGUCAGAAAUAUGUAACACAUUAGAUCCUUGCUGUAAUCCUUCUAAUGUUGAGUUUCCAAUCAUAGGAUGCACAUUAAAAGGAAAUGAUUCUCAAUGUAGUCCCAAGGAAGGUGACUGUUGCACUGAGAAGUGUACUGUAAUUAAGAAACCAGAAACUGUUUGUUACAGUGAUGCUUCGAACUGCAUUACAAGUUAUUGUGAUGGUGUAAGUCCAGAUUGCCCUGUGCCAGAAAGGAAUAUUAGCGAAUACCCUUGCCACAUAAACCCACUUACAUGCAAAGAUUGCAAUGAAACAGUUUGUGCUUUAAAAGGCCUAGAAGAAUGCCACUGCAUUCAUAAUAUACUUCUUGAGUGCUUAAUAUGCUGCAAGACAGACGAUGGCUGCGUCCCUGCCUCUAGCGUAGGCAUUCUUAAUCCUGCAGGAGGGAAAUACAUUCACAAAAGCGGUACAAGAUGCAAUUAUGGAAUUUUCUAUUGCGAUGCUGCAGGAAGAUGUGUGAAUCCUGGCAUGACGGAACAACCCGCAAAACAUAAGAAAAGUAUAGUGUUGGUCGUAUUCUUGGCUCUUCUUGCCGUGAUUGCAACAGGAAUAUUUUUUGUUAUACUGUACACAUCUGCUCCGGCUAUCAAUCUUGAAAAUUUAUUUUUGUCGCGUAAUCAUAUAUAA
This is a messenger RNA of Argiope bruennichi, 1686 nucleotides long. RefSeq names its product disintegrin and metalloproteinase domain-containing protein 10-like. The coding region runs from base 1 to 1686 and encodes 561 amino acids. The record is from RefSeq and is a predicted model, not a curated record. Lineage: Eukaryota; Metazoa; Arthropoda; Arachnida; Araneae; Araneidae. Gene Ontology annotation, cellular component: plasma membrane. Gene Ontology annotation, molecular function: metalloendopeptidase activity. The transcript has a single exon. Gene Ontology annotation, biological process: Notch signaling pathway; membrane protein ectodomain proteolysis.